AUGGGCAAAGCUGGUUCCUCUUUCAAGCAGCUCGACGUCGCCAUCCUCGGUGGUGGCAUCGGUGGCUUUGCAAGCGCCAUUGCCCUUCGUCGCGCAGGCCACAGGUGUACCGUAUACGAACGACGAGGCUUUGACGUCGAGGUGGGUGCUUCCAUCUCUUGCGCCGCCAAUGGCACACAAUGGCUUCACGAGUGGCAGGUCGAUGUUCAGUGCGGUCGUCCUGUCGUCUUGAUGGAGCUCACCAUGCGCGAUUGGCAAACCGGCCAAAUCCUCAACCAGUACCACCUCGACGACUACGAGGAGACGUGGGGGAACGUCUACAACAUGUUCCACCGUCAAGACAUGCACAGGAUGCUCCUCGACGCCGCCCUCUCUACAUCCGGCAAGGGGAUCCCCGUCGAGAUUGUCAUGGACCACAUUGCAGACCACGUCGACACCGAGACGAGCGUCGUCACUUUCCGUAACGGCAUCCGCGUCGCUGCCGACCUGAUCGUCGGUUCGGAUGGUAUUCGAUCCAAGACGUGUGCAGCGAUUGGUGUCACGCCAGAGAUCGAGUCGGCGCCUCAGACUUGUUACCGAUGCAACGUCACCAAGGAGCAGGUCCAACGUCUUGGCCUUACCUGGGCUGCCGAUCCUGCCAUCCAGUUCUGGGGCGGCUAUCCGAAGGAGCAUCUCAACCAGUACUACAAGAUCGUCAUGAGCCCAUGCGCCGCCGGCGACAUUGUCUCGUUCUACUGCUUCAUGCCCACCCAACUCACCAAGCACCGUUCCGAAGGCUUUGUCUUUGAACAGGUCGCCCCCGAAGAGAUCCUUGCUGGCGACUACUGCCAAUUGGACCCGCUGUGUGUCAAGCUGAUCCAGAACUCGGUGGAACGCAAGCCCUGGCGUCUUUACCUCCACCAACCUUACUCGCACUGGUACAAGAAGCAGACCUGCAUCCUCGGCGAUGCUGCCCAUCCCAUGAUGCCCCACCAAUCCCAAGGCGCCUGCCAAGCAAUCGAAGACGCUGCUGCGCUCGGCAUCAUUUUCAGCAGCGAGUACAACUUUACCAGCAACAUCGAGGCUGGUUUGCAGCUCUACCAGCACAUUCGUAAGCCCAGGGCUACUCGAGUGCAGUACGCUUCCGCCCGUGCCUUGGAGAAUCUGAACGAAAGGAUUGGCUUCUCAUCCUUGAGCGCCCCACAUGCUGCUUUGGCAGCAAAGGAGAACAAGCUGACAGUCAACGAGAUGAACACGUAUGAUAUGAAGAAACACAUUCGAGAAAGCGUCGACCCUUGCUCGUCUGCUGCUGCUGCUGCUGCUACUGCUGCUGCUACUGCUGCUCCUGGGCCUAGUUCGACUGCAAUCGCUACCGGUGCAUAA
Ustilago hordei is the source of this 1362-nucleotide messenger RNA. RefSeq lists its product as uncharacterized. Bases 1 to 1362 code for a protein of 453 amino acids. The transcript has 2 exons. The record is from RefSeq and is a predicted model, not a curated record. Gene Ontology annotation, molecular function: monooxygenase activity; FAD binding. NCBI's taxonomy places the organism in Eukaryota, Fungi, Basidiomycota, Ustilaginomycetes, Ustilaginales, Ustilaginaceae.